AUGUCUCUAAUCUCCUACCCUUCUCGCGAGGGUCGCGAAAUUGUGCUUCGUCACCAGAAUGCCAUCGUCGUCCGCGACCCCGACUCCCAACGUCUCGAGAUUCGCGGCCUCACCGAGUGUCCCACCUGCCACCAGGCCCUCCGUCCCCCGUCCCCAGACCGUCAUGGCUUCGAAUCCUCCUCGUCAUCCUCCCGCCACGAGUAUGUCGACCCCGACUACUUCCGUAUGCUACGUGCCGGCCUUGUCCGUAGCAGCAGUAGCACCAGGCACGACGAACCCCCCUCCAGUCCUAUCCUGCGCAUGAUCCGCCCAGGCUUGCCGCAACCUCAUCCUCAGUCCGCUCGUGUCGAAGACGUCGAAGACAUCGACUUCUUUCCAUCCCCCUCUUCCGCCCAGGCCCCUGUCCACCAGGGCGGCCGCAUCCGUCGCGAGGCCUUCAGUCCCAACUACUUCAAUACUUUCUUUGUAGAAGAACGGGAACUGGGCCGCGGCGGGAAGGGCGUCGUCCUGCUGGUGCGCCACGAAAUUGAUGGCUGUCAUCUUGGCCACUUUGCAUGUAAACGUGUUCCUGUCGGUGAUGACCAUGCCUGGCUGGAGAAAGUUCUGGUCGAGGUCGAACUUCUUGCCAAGCUCUCCCACCCGAACCUCGUUUCAUAUCGCCACGUCUGGCUCGAAGACGUCCAGCUCAGUCGCUUCGGUCCCAGGGUGGCCUGCGCAUUCAUCCUUCAGCAAUACUGCAACGGCGGCGACCUCCUCAACUACGUCGUCGGGGAUCGGCCCAAGGAGACCACCAAGGAAGACCUCAAGGAGCAGAUGCGCAGGAGGUCGAGGGGACAAGCCGAGCAGCCCAGCGUCGCUUCCCUGCGCCAUCUCUCCUUCGAGGAGAUUUACUCCCUGUUCCGCGACGUCACCAGCGGCCUGGCCUACUUGCACGCCGCCAACUACAUUCACCGUGACCUCAAGCCCAGCAACUGCCUUCUCCACCGAGAAGGCACCAAGCUCACAUGCCUCAUCAGCGACUUUGGAGAAGUCCAGGCCGAGAACGUCGUGCGCAAAUCCACCGGCACCACCGGGACCAUAUCCUACUGCGCGCCUGAAGUCCUCAAGAUGGAUGCCUCGGGUCGCUACGGCAACUUCACCACUAAAUCCGACAUCUUCUCCCUCGGCAUGAUCCUCUACUUCCUGUGCUUCAGCCGGCUGCCGUACCAGAGCGCCAAUGCCGUCCACGAAGAACUGGAGGACGUCGAUGAGCUGCGUGCCGAGAUCACCGACUGGAAAGGCUUCAAGGACGAGCGGAGGGAACGUUCCGACCUACCGUCCAAGCUCUACCAGUUGCUCAGACGCCUGCUCGCCCUCGAUCCGGCCCACCGACCUAGCGCCAAUGAAGUAUUGGCUGCCAUGAAGUCCGAGUCGUAUCCCGAGGGCGUGCCCUUGACCGCCCGGAGUUCCAGCCCUUCCAUCGGCCUGCAGGGGCGUCGUGUACAGAACCUCGAUUCACCCGGACCACCCGGCACCCCGGUUCCAGGUUCGUAG
Sodiomyces alkalinus F11 is the source of this 1533-nucleotide messenger RNA. Its product is annotated as kinase-like protein. Gene Ontology annotation, molecular function: protein kinase activity; ATP binding. Lineage: Eukaryota; Fungi; Ascomycota; Sordariomycetes; Glomerellales; Plectosphaerellaceae. The transcript is spliced from 4 exons. Gene Ontology annotation, biological process: protein phosphorylation. The coding region runs from base 1 to 1533 and encodes 510 amino acids. The record is from RefSeq and is a predicted model, not a curated record.